Bacillus rossius redtenbacheri is the source of this 9083-nucleotide messenger RNA. RefSeq names its product nuclear receptor coactivator 3 (gene tai). Bases 1067 to 5896 code for a protein of 1609 amino acids. Gene Ontology annotation, cellular component: nucleus. The record is from RefSeq and is a predicted model, not a curated record. The transcript has 23 exons. Gene Ontology annotation, molecular function: nuclear receptor binding; protein dimerization activity. Lineage: Eukaryota; Metazoa; Arthropoda; Insecta; Phasmatodea; Bacillidae. Gene Ontology annotation, biological process: cellular response to hormone stimulus; positive regulation of transcription by RNA polymerase II.
UUCAUAGCUAUAAUUCAGUAUGUAAGUCGUGUACCGAUAUAACUAAGUUGUGUUUCAAUACCAGUUAAAUCGUCAGCUUUCUUACUGACACAUGCACUCGCCUAGACAUGUUGCUUCACUACGCUGCUCAUUUAACAUGAACAGCUCUGACAUUUUGUCACGUAGACGGCAUACAUAACCUUACUGCUAGCACGGCCACCAGGGUCUCGGAAGGAUAGUUUGUUAGUCGUCUGAGCGAGAAGCUCAGAGUCAACGUGGUUCAGGCUUCGUCACGACUUGCCGCGUCCUGUAUUUCCUGCCUCCAUUGUGUCGCAAGCUGCCGAGCGAGGCCCCGAGCAGCGGGGACGUGGCAACGCCGCGCGCGGCGGGUGUCCGGUGGCGCCACGCGGCGGCCGCAACACGAAGCUGCGGGCCAGUGGUCCGGUCGCCUCGCCUCGAGUCGCAGUGCCAGUCCCGCUGCGGUUCACAAGAUGGAGGUGUGCGUGUCGGCGAGCCUGCGUCGUGGUCGGCGUCGCGGCGCGAUCACGCGGUGCGUCCCGUGCGUGCGUGGUGCGUGAUUCGCCGGCGAGUGACAUGUGGACCACGUGAUCGGAACUGUUUCCACUCACGUGGACGUGGACGCAGUAGUUUUAUUUUUGUGUAUUUGUCGUACAUAACGUCUUAUCAAGAACAUUAGCUGUUAAAUAACACGUACACGGUCCGUUAUUUGUUAACGACACUGUGUACGUUCCGUGACAACUGCGUCUCCGAUGUUGGAAGUUGAAUUUCACUGACGCAUACAGUGCGGUGUUUAGUGACGUAGGUCUUCAGAUAGGGGUCAAGUGAUUUUUUUGGGAAGUGGGCCGUGUUUGUGCGAGUGUUUGUCACACUCUAGUCGACCUUGGCCUGGGUUUUCGAUUGCCAAGUGUUGCGUGUGGUUAAAUGAAAAUAUCCCAACUCUGAGAGUGAUGCUGUGUUAAUGGUGUGGAUGGCAUUUGUUUAAAAAUACUUUCGGCAAUUAUUGUGUGUGAUCCUUUUAGCUACUGGGAGUUUUGCAACACAUGACCACCGCAGUCUCGGAAAAUGCAUGGUGAGUGCAGUCGGCCGAUCGCAGCGGCCAGCGGGCGAGACCACAGCAGUAGCAGUCACUCGGCCUGGCCCAUGUGACCUCCAAGACCCUUUGUGGGUCAAGAUGAGUACUGCAGUCUCAGGGGGUUCAACCAAGAAACGAAAAAAAUCAGAUACCAAGCCUCAGUCGCAGAUCAAUAAGUGCCUUAAUGAGAAACGGCGACGGGAGCAAGAGAACAUCUAUAUUGAAGAGCUGGCUGAGCUGAUUUCUGCCAGCUUUGUUGACAUGAGCUCGCGCUCCGUCAAACCCGACAAGUGCGCCAUCCUCCAAGAAACUGUCAACCAGAUUCGUCAUAUAAAGGAGCAGGAAGGUCCAAGUAGUGAUGCUGUUCAGCAAGGAGAAGUCUCUUCAUCUAGACCCACUAUCUUGCCUAACGACGUGAUAGGACCCUUGCUUUUAGAAGCCCUAGAGGGCUUCUUGUUUGUGGUGAACACGGAUGGGAAGAUAGAGUACGUGACGGAGAAUGUGUCACAGUUCAUCAAAUAUGCCAAGGAUGAUCUUGUUGGAGAGAGCAUCUACAACAUCAUUCACCAUGGAGACCACGCUCGGUUCAGUGCAAGCCUGCUGCCCAUGUCGAUAGCUUGGACUAGUGAGUCGUCGGCGAAUAGCAAAGGCAAGGAUAUUUGUUGUCGCUUUCUGGUUAAGCCUCCUGAUGAUCAGGACGAAACUAUGGAAGAAAAGCAACAACGUGUAUCCAAGUAUGAAAAUAUGCAGGUGACAUCCACACUCCUCCCAUUCCCAAGUGAGAAGACUGAUGGUGGUGGCGUGAGCUCGGAGUCUGCCGAAGUCGGUCCGUGCCUGAUGUGCGUCGCCCGUAGGGUGCCUCAGAGUGAGAAGAAUAUAGGGACGCCCAUCGAGCAGUUCACCACCAAACUGGAACCUAGCGGGAAGAUCAUCAGCGUCGACACAAGCGGAGUAUCUUCUACGUAUUCACAGUACCUUAACAAAGACAUAAUAGACCACAUAAUCCAGGAGCUGUGCGACAGCCAGGACUUCCAGAAGGUGUCGAGCCACCUGAAGGAGACGUUGAGCGGGGGCUCCCACACCAGCGUGCCGUACCGGCUGUGCGUCAUGAACCCAGACAAGUACAUACAGGUGCAGACCAAGUCCAAGUUCUUCAAGUCCAGCUCCGUCUCCGAGCCGGACUUCAUCAUGGCCACCCACUCCAUCAUCGGGGACACAGAGCCGCUCCCCACAGACUGCGGUCACCUCUCCAACUCCCACGCGACCAACUCCCCCAGCCCGGUGAACGGGGGCGGGGUGGUGACCUCGAGCGGGUUCGCGCCCCCCAGCACGCCUGGUGAGCUGGGCAACACCAUCACCCUGAACGCAAGCACGUCCUACGCCACCUUCACCCUCGCCAGCAAUGACAUCAGCCUCAACGACUUCGACCUGUUCCCCUCGUCUACGUGGGACCUGGUGGGAAGCGAGGGGGGCGGGGGCGGAGGGGCAGGAGGCCCCGUGUGGGGGGAGAGUCGCCCGGACUCCCGCCAGAGCUCUCACAGCCCGGCGGGGCCCGGCUACAGUCCCUACCAACCCGCCCAGCCCAGUCCGGCCAACACCCCUGCCCACCCGUUCGGUAACCCCGGGUUCCCGUUCAGCCCCCUGCAGGAGUCGGUGGUGGGGGGCCCCGCCUUCUUGCUGGACGAUGGAAAGGACUCGAAGGAGGGCGUGCUGGAAGGUGGAGAGAGCAACAGCGUACCUGGGGACUCGGGACGACUGCGCAACCUGCUGACGAAGCGUGCGAGCACCAGCGCGGAGGAGAGCGAGGACGGCGAGCAGCACAGGAUACUGAAGGGCUUGUUGAACCAGGAGGACGACGAGGAGGUGAAGAGUCCUGCCGGCCGGAGUCACGCGUCUAGGUCCUCUACCGGCAACAACAUGCUGCUCAAGCUGCUGAACGAGAAGAACGAUGAAGAUGACUUUGAGAACCAGAAGCAGAACGAGCUGCUCCACCAGCUGAUGAAGAAGGGGAGUGACGACUGCAAGCCCCCGCUGUCCGUUGACACGGGCCAGCACUCGCACCCGCCUGGCUCGGAUGACGACUUGCUCAAGAGCCUGGGGUUCCCUAACCGAUCAUCACCAUCGCCGCCAGGGGGUGUGACAGUGGGGGCAGGGUCCCCUCGCAAGCGCUCUUCAGACGAGGGGAGUGACCCUGGUCCGGCGGGCAAGCGGCCGGCAGAGCACCACCCGCCCCCGCCUGGCAACAGCGAGCUGUGGAAGAAGAACAAGAUGCUGGCAUCACUGCUGGCGAAGCAGCCGUCCACCCCCACAACCAUACCUCCCAUACCUCCGUCGAUAAUCACAGCAACUCCACAGGAGAAGUUGCCUCGAAUUAUUGACCGUGUGAAGCAUCAGCAUCAGCAGCAUCAGCAGCAACAACAGCAGCAGCAGCAGCAGCAGCAACAGCAGCAACAGCAACAGCAACAGCAACAAUCGCAACAACCGCCGCCACCAGCGUGGUCUGGUGGCAGCCUUCAGCCUCCGUCCUCCAGCUCGUUGCCCGCCGGCCGACCCAAUCACUCGGUGGAAGCGAGGCCGGGCGCCCGCCACCCUCAGCCGACUGCGAGGCACGCCGGCCACAGCUUCCUCAACCAGAUCCUGAACCAGGACCACCAGCAGAAGCUGCAGCAGCAGCAGCAGCAGCAGCAGCAUCAGCAUCACCAGCAGCUGCAGCAGCAACAGCAGCAGCAGUUGCAGCAGCGGAUAGCCCAGCUGGAGGGGGUGGGCUUCCCCUCACCGUCCAACUCGGUAGAGUACCGGGCGGGCACGGUUCUGGCGGCAGACAGCCCUGGCUGGGACAACCAGUCCUCGGAUCCCCUCUUGUCGGACAUCUUGGAUCAGGUCAUCGACAUCACGGGCAAUGUGACUGACUCAACCACGAUCCUGAAUAUUCUGGACAUCAUCGACUCGCCUUCGAGCGUGGGUUUCCAGCAGGAGAUGCAGAACGAGAAGAAGGCGAUACACGAGAUACAGAAAGCGCUAAUGAUGUGCGAAUCUGAUGUAAACAGUCCUUCGCCCCCUUCUCUCACAUUGGCGGCAACACCGCCAGCUUACAGUGCUGCAUCGCUGACAGGCCAGCAGGCGCCGGGGGCAGGCUUCCCGCCGCCACCCGUGUACCAGCAGAGGCCGCGGUUCACCGCGCAGCUGGCUGGGAGGGCAGGUGUACCGCAGUACGGCAUCACCGGGACCGCGUUGCUCAACCAGCACCAGAUGCUGCGCACAAAGAUGCUGCAGCAGCAGCAACAAAAGCAGCGUCUGCUGCAGCAACAGCAGCAGCAGCAACUGCUGAUUCCCUCCAAUGCGGCGGCUGACCAGCUGGCGGCGACGGGUCUCCAGAACAUAGACAGCCUGCUGAACAACACGGUCGCCCCUAACGUCUCCUUGCAGCGGUCUGCAAGCGUUCCUGAGUCGCAGCUGUCCCCGAGCUACAGCAGCCAAAUGAUUGGCGGUGCAGCUCAGAUCUCUCCGGGGCAGAGACUGAACCAGCAGCAGCCUUACUCCCCCCACUCGCAGCUGGCCUCGCCGCUCGGGCAGCAGCAAGGCUUCUCCCCUGUCAGUGGGAUGAGUAACUUUGGUAGCAGUCAGCAGGGCGGCCAGUCCCGCCUCUCCCCUCACCCUCCUGGCAGUCUGUCCACCUUCCAGCCGUCUCAGCUGUCGCCUCGUAUCUCCCAGGGUCAGCAGCCUUACUCGACAGCCAUGUCGCAAGGCAGCCUGACCCAGCCUUCCCCCACCGCCCCCAACUGGUCGCAAGCAGCAGUCUCCAGGCUCAGCCUGCAGCAGCAGCAGAAUCCCAUGCUCAACGCCCAGCUCACAAACAGCUACGGAGGGAACAGUCAAGGCUUCCCCACCCAACGGCAGCAAGCGCAACAGCAGCAACAGCAGCAGCAGCAGCAACAACAGCAGCAGCAGCAGCGGCAGCAACAACAGCAGCAGCAGCAACAGCAGCAAGGCACCCCACAGCAGCAACUACCUCCCGUGCGGUCCCUGGCGAGUCCAGGCGGGCCUCGGCAGUCCCCGUACUCGGGAGAGCAGUUCCCCCCUCCCAGCUCUCCUACCGCGGGCUCCUACCCCGGCCAGCCACCGUACCAGCAACUAAGGCUGCACCGAACGGUCAGCGCCCCGUCUGCCACCACCCAUCUGCCAGGUGCUGUAGGCUCCCCGCGGCUUUAUGGACUGAAACCGGACCACCUCCACCCCCACCCCCACCCCAUGCUGUCCCCGGGUCCUCCCUACCACCCCCACCACCAUCACCACCACCACCAGCCUCCGCAUCACCACCAUCCCCACCCAAUGAUGUAUUCCCCGCACCCUCCUUCAUCCAUACCACCCCCUGAUGCCCAGUUUUGUUACGAUCAGGCCAGUUUACAAAUAUACAGUCCGAACGACAGAGGUCGUCCCCAACAGACCAUUCACCAGCCGGGUGGGGGCGGCAACGCGGUGACGGACUACGUGCGCAAGGAGCUGAGAGCGAGGCUGGGAACGCGCACUCAGCAGCAGUCGCCGGGCCAGGGGGCGAGGCAGCAACAGGCCCCUCCCCCGGCUCCCCAGCAGCUGCACUUGGGGCUGGGCCAGCAGGCGUCGGCCGCUGACCUCGAGGCCCUGGGGCUCACCUUCGAGAUGACAGCCCCAGGUGACAGCAGUCCAAAAUUGUGGGGUCUCAGUUCUGAAAUGGGAUCAAGUUCUCCUCAACAAGGGCUUUCCUCAAGAAGCAGCAUGGAGGAGCCUUCCCGUCCAAAUGAUCAGAAGGCGUCCGCCUCUUUGCUGCAGAAGCUCUUGUCGGAAUGAAGCUCGUGGCGUGCGUUCACGAAAGCCCGAGGCGAGCGAAACAAUUUUGGGGUUCCUACCAGUGUGCAUUGGCUUUAGCUCAAAAGACACUUUUUAUGUUACAAAUCCAUGGACAAACAAGUAUGGUGUUUAGUUGUUUUAACUACAAAGUGCAUUAAUAUUUAAUUAGUUUUAUUUUCAUGUUAGUUUUGUGCCCAGCUCUCAUCGAGCAGAGAAGUGUGCUGACUGCAAAGUGUCCUGGACAAAGUGUGCACUCAAGAAAGAAGCUAUUACGCUAUGUUCCUGUCACCUUCGCUACUCAUAAUACCUUUGUUUCAGUUCUUGCUCGACUAGACUACUACUACUUCGGGUUUGCAGUUGUGGGGAGCGUCUAACCUAGUCUUGUAUGAGCUCUGUUUACGUUCAUGGCGUGACCUAGUGUAGCAGUCUGGGAGGGUGGCCCCGCAGUUUUAUGAAAUAUCACAUUGUUGAUUCACCUGUUAAAACUUGCUAUUUUGUUACAAAUUUUUUCCUAUAUAUUUUUUAUUAUAAUGAUUGAUUUAACUGGUUGGCCCUUGGAAAAUGUGUGUUCAGUGCAUUUCAAGUGGGCUGAUAGUGCUGCUUAAAUGUAACCACCCAAAGUUAUGUUUAUGUACAGUUUUUAUUAUAUGUCAUUUUAUUGUUGUUGAAGCAGUUGAAUAUAUGAAUUACUUGAAAACGUUACAUACAUGCACUUUUGUAGUUUAAUAUUUAUAAUUGGUUUCGUCUUUUCAGAUCUUAUUGUGUAAUGUUUGUUAUGAAAUUCAAUGUAAUGUAUUUUAUUUAAUAAGGCGAGUGGUUUUUUCGUGUAAUUAAGUGGCUACCCUCCCUAAAUAUGUGAUAUUCCAAAGAUAAUUGAUUGUGUUUUAAGGGGUUUUGAUGUUCAUCUGAAGAAAUCAAACCACUAAAAUUUCUCUAUGAACUUAACAAUUUUCAUUUAAAUCAUGCUAAUUUUUUUUCAUUCUUGAUUUUAUUAAAAAAUUAUUAAGGUACAAUUUAAUGUUUUGGAUGCAGAGUUACAUGUGCAAAACCUUUGUGAGGUGAAAUUGCGUAUCUUCUGUAACGUACUGUUUGUCUGCAGUUCCAUACAGCUACAUGUGCUUGUUAAUGUUGUGGUUUGAUGUGAUCUUUCAAAUCACUGAUCUGAACAUAACAGGAAUUUUCGGCUUUGUUCUCAAAAUAAAAUGCUAUAUCAGGAAUUGCUACAAAUGUCCACCCAUUUUUAUUAAAAUUAUAUGUUAUAACAGUACUUGGUGUUUGCCACAGUAUAAAAAUGCAUCAUCUAGAAGUUUCAUUCUUUCAUCUAAAAUUUCCACUUAUUUAUCAAUGUCAUUUUAUCAGUUUUUAAAUGUUAACUCUAACUUAUUGUCUGAGUAGGAGUCCAUUCCUUCUCUUGUUCGUGAUGGCAGGGAACUCGCACAAUAAUUUAAUUGUUUGCUCGUCACUGGUCAGUAGUAUUAGGUAAACACUGAAUUAUCAUAUAUAUAUAUAUAUAUAUAUAUAUAUAUAUAUAUAUAUAUAUAUAUAUAUAUAUAUAUAUAUAUAUAUAUAUAUAGUGAUAUAAUUUUUGGUUGUUCAGUCACAUUUUGUAUUGUUAAGGAGAAAUUUUGUUGCAGCACCAUUAUAAUAAUUGACUGUUCUUAUUCGUUAUGAAAAAUUAUAUGAUUGUUUUUGUGCUGUAAAUGUAUUUGAAUUUAUAAUUAUAUGAUUUCUUUAUAGAUGUGCCAGAGCAUAUAAUUUUUUAACUUUUUUCAACCUAAUAUUUUUUGAAAAUUUUAAGUUUAUUUUACAAAUUAUAAAAAUAAUACGUACAUAAUAAGGUUAAAAUAAUUAUUAAAUUUUCUUAGACCUAGACAAGCGAGGUGGUAACUGUAAUUUAAAAUUCAGCAGGACAUAUUUCUGUACUAAAACACUUUUUGCCUGGAUUUAUCAGGUUAAAACUCAUUAAAAGAUUCUCAUUCUUUUUACCAACAACAAUGGCUUAAUAUCAAAAAUUCUAUUACUGAUAAUAUGCACAUCAUUCUAGCUUAGUUAUUCGGCGAAAUUCAUGAUUUAGCUCGCUAAAAAUCUACCACACAGCAGUCAAUUAAGUGGCAACUCACGCUUAGUAGGUUUACCCUUACUAGCCAGAUUUUGUUUAAAUCUUUUAAAUAUAGGGUUAUGAUUUUUAGUGACUAUAGCGACCACGUGAAUUGAAUUUUAUGAUUUUUUAAACUGAAUAUGAGGGUUAAAGAUAACAUUUUUUGUGGACUAGCACUUAUGAUCUCGGCACUUAAAUAGGCCAUUAAUUUAUUUUUAUUUCAUUCUGACAGUUAUGUAGUACUUUACAUCAGCAUGUUUGAUGGACUAUUGUUCGUUUGUCUAUUACUAAAUAAUUAUUUCCAGCUCUUCUACAAUCUCUCUCCGAAAACAGAUAUUAGUUGUAUUUUAUGUAGUAAUGAUUUGUGACAGAUUUACAUCUCGAGUUUUGUGAGCGUAGUCAGCAGAGUGACACUACUGUGGCUGAAUGAUCUGUGUGGCACUGUCAUCAUUGUGCGAGCUCCCUUGCCAAGUCUUGACUUUCUGUCUGUGUUUUCAACAUCUGUCGUGAUGUGAUGAAGUACAAAAACAUUCGUUGACGACUCUUUAUUAAUAAUGUUAUAUAUAUUCUGCACUUCUCUUUGGAUAAGCAGGCAGGCAGAGAAUUAGCUUAUAAUAUUUCAUAAUAUAUAUAUAUAUAUAUGUAAAUGUAUGUAUGAUAAUUAUAUAGAUUAUAACCUGAGAAAUGUUGACAACAAUAUUUUUUAAAAAAUAAAAGGGAGAAAAAUAAAAUGUUUGCUAUUAAAUUAUGAAAGACAGGAGACUGGUUAAUCAUAAUUUUUUAGGCACGUAACGGUGCUUUAUUUUAUUUUUCCUGUGUGAAAAAAUAUAAGGUUGCAUUAAAUAAAGUUAAAGAAAAGCAGUAAAGUUGUGCAAUUUAUUUUUGGUACUGUUGGUUGUGGGCUGGGGUGGACUGUUUCCAGCCACGCAACAAUUUUUUCAUUGAUUAAAACCAAAGGAUUAAUGUGUUUGUAAAUGACUGUACAGUAUUAGAAACAAAGGUAGCUAUAUUGUAAAAAAAAUGGGAUGAAUUUUUACUGAAUGUAUAUUUACGCAUUAUAUAAAUAAACAAAUAAUUUCAUAAAUUAAA